AUGAAUACGACUACCAAUACAACCAAUACAACCACCACCACCACCACCCAAAAGAAAAAACCUUUAUCAAAACAGCCACAAGACAAGGAUAUCCCAAUUAAACCUACUUGGAAACCGGUCAAAUUAGAUGAGAAACCACCGUUCUCUUAUGCCACUAUUAUUGCGCAUGCUAUCCUUUCCAGUGAAAAGCGGAAACUCACGUUAAGUGAAAUAUAUCAAUGGAUCUCUGAACAAUAUCCAUGCUAUUCCAUGAAAGAUCAUCGCUGGCAGAAUUCCAUCCGUCACAACCUAUCACUCCAGAAAGCCUUUGUCAAGUUGGAGCGUGAUGCCAGUACGCCUUCAGGGAAAGGCUGUUUUUGGACGAUUCUGCCUGGUUAUGAACAACAGUUUAUUGAUAAUUUG
Mycotypha africana is the source of this 402-nucleotide messenger RNA. Its product is annotated as fork head domain-containing protein. Gene Ontology annotation, biological process: regulation of transcription by RNA polymerase II. NCBI's taxonomy places the organism in Eukaryota, Fungi, Mucoromycota, Mucoromycetes, Mucorales, Mycotyphaceae. The annotation marks the transcript as partial. The record is from RefSeq and is a predicted model, not a curated record. Gene Ontology annotation, molecular function: RNA polymerase II cis-regulatory region sequence-specific DNA binding; DNA-binding transcription factor activity, RNA polymerase II-specific. The transcript has 2 exons.